AACUUAUUAAAUAGUUUUGAAUGGACAGUAUAGUUGAUUCGAGUUUUCUAGACAAGAUCAACGGAUGCGCGGGAGGAAAUUUUGACGACGAUGACGAGAAGGACGAUGACGAGGAAGAACGACAGAAAGAAAUGUUGGCAAUGCUAGAGCAGCAACUACCCGAUGAUCUGUUGGACGACAGCUGCACUGAUGAUGACGAAGAAGAAAUUGACUUGACCCAAGAUCAGUCUCAGAUGUCAGAGGAGGAUAAUCAAGGCUCACCAAUGCACAAUUCAGAUGCAGAAGAUAUGAGGGAUGAUGGAUACCCCGAAGGCGAGGAGAACGAUGGGUUCGAGCAUAUAAAACUCAUAAAUGGACAAGAGUUUCGGCCAACGCACGAUCUCUACCAGAUGACUCCGCAGAAGCAAAUUGUCAAUACCAGAUACGAUACAAACGAGUUGCUGGAUAUGGUCGGAGCAGCAGAUGACAAUAACGAACCUCAUAGGAGCGUCAAAAGCCCUGUUGGAGGAUCUCAGUCGCCCAAGAAAGCACUUAACAACAAUAACUACCAUUCAGUUCCAAUAGCUUUUAAUCAAGCGCCCGUUCCCUACCAACAGCCCAUGAAACCUACUAAUUUUUCCACAGUCUCAGCAAUUUCUGAGAACUUUGAAAAUGAAGUUCAUGACCAAAGAACACCUAAUAAACAAUUGGUUAAUACUUACAAUCCCACUUCUGAAUUUCGGCCGCCUCAAGCAUCAACUGCCAUUCGCGGAAAUGAGGUGACGCCGCCUCCAAAUCAACAACAUCCAGAAGCGUUCAGGAGACGAGACAUGCAGCUACAAAAUGUCAACGAGAAUCAUCCUGGGGGUUCGUACCUGUCAUCGGCAAGUAGCAAUGCCAACUCUUGGUCUUUCGAAGUGUUUGGCAAAAACCCGAACAAAUCCCCAGAGAAGCGAUCGCCUAGCGCUCAAAGUCAACCUCAAAGAAAUCAACCUCAACAGAGUGGACAGAACGAGCAUAUGCUUGAUGAAAGCUACCGAAAUUAUGAUUUUGGUAAUGGGGAUUACCCAGAGAGAGUCUUCUACAGGCCAAGGAAUUCAACAGCACAGCAUCAUUUGAGCAAUUCCAUGGAUGCCAAUAACAUCACCCCUCCACGUAGGAACCCACGGGCUACCUUCAUGGAAGCGGGGGGAGUUACAAAUGACCAGCAACUGGUACAGCUGAACAUCUUGUACGAAGCGAGAGGGAAACGAAUUGAAGAGUUACAGGCUGAGUUGGAAGCGAAGACAGCGGAUAGUGCUAAACAAAUUCGGAUCUUGCAACAUCAGCUCAGUAUUUCAGACGAAAGUGCAACUGGGCUGAAGACGUCUCUGGACACUGCAAUGGCUGGCCAAUAUGAGCUGAAGAACCAGUUGGAUCAAUUGCAGAGAACAGUUAGGAGCAGAGACAAGCAGAUUGAGUCGUUGUCCACAGCCAAGCAGGAGGCUGAACAGAAGGUACAAGUUAUGGAGCGGACAGUGGCCAGUCUGAACAGCCAGAUGGAGGAGAUGUGUAGGUCAGACAUGGUCAGCAGAUCGCGAGAGCAGCACGAGACAGCAGUCAGAUCUCUCACCCACAAACAUCAGAAUGAACUGCGCAACCUCAAUCAGCAGAUCGUGGCACUACAGGUGAGUGUGGAGCAGAAGAGUGAUGAGGUGGAUAAGUUGGCGUCUGAGUUGGCGGACGUGGAGAAGGUGCGGUCGAGUGAGAAAGUGCGACAGGCAGAUGUGGUCAACAAACUCACACAGUCACUAGAGGACAGCCAGCGACAGUGCAGAGACCUACUAAACACGAAUUCAGCAGUGGAAACAGCGAGUCUGCAGUCCCAACUGAAGCAGAUCACAAUGUCUAAGAAGAUGAGCGACCAAAUAGGGAAGAUGUUGCAAGAUGAGGUGAAUGACCUGAGGACCCAGUUGGCCCAAUACGAGGCGGUGUCCUCCCUCAAACUGGGCAUAUUCCCCUCUAUUGAGAAGGGAUUGAAGGGAGAUGGACUGGAUGAGCAGGAUAUGCACGAUGAGAGUGUACUCAAUGCCACGUCCACUAUGCCUAAUAGAGAUUCAGCUUCUGAUAGUGAAUACAUUCAGAAACUGAAGAACGAGCUGGAGAAAUGUCUGAUCAACAACUUCUCAAAGCGCAACAGAAUCGACAAACUGAACAAGGAAUUAGAAAAGUGUCAGGAGAGUCUGACUGCUGUGAAAUGGGACCAGGCCCAGGUUGAGAAAGAGAAGAGAGACUUGGAGCUGAAGAAUGCACUUCUCAUGCAGCAGAAGAGUGAAAGUGUUGGUAGUCGGAAGUCGAGUGAGAGAGAAGCGAAGUCGUCCCAGGUGGAGACGGAGAAAAUGCGAUCGGAACUGGAAAAUAUCAUUAAAUUCGAAUAUUUGGCAAAAAUUAAGGAACUGGAGGACAAAAUGUCAAACGAACAGGAGAAGUUCGAAGGCCUCUCGACUGAAAUGGUCCAAAAGUUGACGGACUACGAAAAAGAGAAGCAAGAGUCCAUUGAGAGGACGCGUAAUACGUGCCUGACGAUGCACGAAGAUGCACAGGAGAAUCUGAGGGCAGAACUGGGCAGAUACUACGAGCAAGAGAAACAGCAGAUAGUGCAGAGCUUCGAAGCCGAACUUGAAGAACUCAGGGAGAAGCUGAAAUCUACAGCUGAAGAAUGUGAUUAUGCGAAGAGUUGUUUCGUCAAAUUGAGCGAAGAGACAAAAAUGGCAGAACAGCAGAAGAAUCUGGAACGGUUUGAAACAUGUACCCAAACUGAAGACGAUGCAGUGAGUGAAUCAGCGGAAGAUGAAAAGAAGAAACUAGCCGAGGAAAUAGUUGAGUUGGAAACCAAGAUCGAGUCUCUGAAAGGCGACUGCAGAGCAGUAAGCAAAGCUAAAGAAGUGGUUGAGACUAAAUUGAAAGAACGCGAAGACAGUCACACUGAGGCACUCACUAAAUUGCAGAAAGAUUUCAACCAGGUCCAAAUUCAGCUGAAAGCGGCCAAGGAACUGCUGAGAAAAGAACGUGAGCAGAAUCAGACGCACUCGGAAUCAGUCACAAGUAGCAAAGAGGAAUACGAAGCGAUGAUAAAGAAAAAGGACGAGAUGAUUUCUCAACUAGAGACUGAGAAACAACGUCUAGAAAAACUGAACAGAGAGUUGGAGAGUAAUUUAGAAAGCGAGGCAAAGUCGCUCGAAAGUGUGUACAAAGAAAGCGCUGAUGAACUAAGGAAACUCCUCGAUGAGGAAGCCAAGAAGCGAUCAUCUUUGGAACAAGAAUGCUCAGAACUGAAAAGCAACAUUGAGGAUUUGAAUUUAGAUAUCACGAAUUGGUCCGUGAAGCAUAGAAAACUACAACGGUGUUUCGAAAAUGAGCAAAGCUCAAACACUGAGCGUGAGAAGGAACGGGAUAGACUCAAAGCGGAACUGGACAAGUACAAGAAGAAAGUGGAGUCACUUUCAACCGAGAUCGAAAUCAAAAUCAACGAGACACGAUCGGCAACUGAGCGAGAUUUCGAAGACAAGGAAGCCGAGCUAAGAAACAAUGUGACUGAACUACAGAAGAAGCUGCAAGCGGCAAGUAGAAAUGACUCUAAACUGAAAUUGGAAUUGAAAGCAUUGAAGGAACAACAGGUCUCGGAAAGCAACCAAGCUAUCUUGAUGAUGGACAAAAAAAUUGCUCAGAUUCAACAAAAACUGGAAAAUAAAUCACCCAGGGAACAAAGUCGACAAGUGUCCUGCGCAGAAAAGGCUACUCAGACGCACUCCUCGGAUGUUAGUGGAGACUCGCAAACACUGAGGGAGAAGCAAAAAACCCAAGAUGCUGCAUCAAUGGAUGAGUUCAGAACAUCGGUUAUCGACACUAUCAAAAUGAUGAAAGCCGAUGUCGUGGACUACGUGUUGACGAGGCAGGAAGAAAUCUGUUCGGUUUUAAGAGAUGAGAUGCACAAAGAUCAGCAAUUGAUGUCCCAGCAGAUGCACCAGAACUACCUCUCUUCGCUGGAACAUGUACUUGUCAACGAGCUUUUGCCGAAGGUUCAGCAGGACAUGGAAGUCACUUCAGACAUUCGCCACCUAGUGUCCACUAUGUCCGAAAACAUGAGCACAACUCCAAUGACGUCAUCUAGAUCCAGUCCCCACUCGGGAUCGAACUCGGCUGCCGAACCCACCUCUACAAAAGCUCACUCGCAGCAACUACAGCAACAGAUGAACAAUUUGCAAGAGGUAGCCCAGUUUCCAGCCCACAUGAUAGCCAAUCAGAAUGCUCCAAGGGCUAAUGAGACGAAGAUCAACAAAAAUAGUCGCCCUGUGUCUGUAGAUUUACACCCUGGCGACAGCGGAGAUAACAUGUCUUGUCACAGUCAGAGUAGUCAAAACGCGGCCAAUGGGGUUUUUGUUGCUCCGCUCGCAAUUAAUAGUCAAGCUCAAAGUAGAAAUCAACAGCAGUCUUCAAAGUCAUCAGUGCGACGGGAUCGUCCUGUCGUUAGAAAGAAAACCGCAAAAGAGCAUCUGGAUACCAGGAGGCGCAGCGAAGAGUUGAACAAUAUGGUGUUGGAGCAGCAGCAACUGCAAGCUGCUCAGCUUAACCAGACACAAGUCCCUUACGUCAAUGGACUUCUGGACACAAGUGUUACUGGAACGUCUCAUCAAAACGAAGUAUUGGCGAUGAACGAUUACACAUCAAGGUCAAAUAGUUUACCUCGUAGGCUGCACCAGUCAAACUCCAUGAUGUCCAUGAAGAAUGUAUACUCUGACAUUCAGCCUCAAACUAGUCAAAAUCAUCAAUAUCAGAGGCUGACAAGUAGAGAAGAGAACCCGGCAGUGCAUAACUAUAGUUUUACAAGCACUCCGAGGGAUCAGUAUUUUGCUACCUCUCAAACAUCCAAUCAUACAGUCAGUUAUCGGCCCAGUGGAACUACCUUCACGCCAGCCAGAGUUCCAGCAUCUACUAAUCCCUACUUGUCAGGGUCAAGUAGUGCCACUUUUGCAAGCUACCCUGCCUUCCAAGUCUAUCAUGGCUCACCCUCAAAUCACUCAGAAGUGUCUACAGAUACAUAUGCCAAUCUACCAAAAACUUUUUCGAUGUCUCGUCCUAGAGCGAGCGUAGACGUAAAUGCGCCUAGCAUAAGUUUAAGCAAAGAUGGUCCAAGUAAAAGUAGAACAUCUUCGAGUUCAAGGUUAUUGCAUAACUCGAACUCGCUGCGUUUUAGUCACAGCUCAAACUCUGGCUACUAGAAUUUUUAGUUAUUAGCAUCUAGUUGAAGUUCAAUGGAACGCAAUAUUGAUUUUUUUCAUAAGGUUUCUUUGAUCAUAAUUGUGACUUAUCAACAAAAGAAAUUGUGGCUGGUAGCAAUCAUAUUGCGGCUCUGGUCUUAGAACUUGAGAUUUUGUAAGUUUUUCUCUGCGUUGAACUGGACUUUUGCUGCGUACCUGUGUUUUUGUUUUGAACGUGACCUUUAGAUUGAUUCGUCUGUUUUUAAUGAACAUAUCUAACUCUGUAAAUAAUAGUUUCGUGUUGAUUAAUAGCUCUCUUGUGAAAUGUGUGAUUGGAUUGCAUUGAAUUCAUCAAUUGUGUACCAUAUGUAAAAAUGUUUAUGUUCUUUUUGAGUUCCAAUUAGCAAUACACAUUCUAUUUUCG
Molecule: messenger RNA, 5640 nt
Organism: Symsagittifera roscoffensis
Lineage: Eukaryota; Metazoa; Xenacoelomorpha; Acoela; Convolutidae
Product: centrosomal protein of 152 kDa-like
Exons: 21
Coding region: 21-5237 (1738 amino acids)
Biological process (GO): centriole replication
Cellular component (GO): centrosome
Source: RefSeq, a predicted model, not a curated record